This is a messenger RNA of Sphaeroforma arctica JP610, 417 nucleotides long. RefSeq lists its product as hypothetical. The transcript has 2 exons. Bases 1 to 417 code for a protein of 138 amino acids. The record is from RefSeq and is a predicted model, not a curated record. Lineage: Eukaryota; Ichthyosporea; Ichthyophonida.
AUGUCGAGUGAGUAUGGAUUGGCACUCAAGAGCUUGGACGGCGAUCGCUUCAAGGAGGGAAUCCUUCCAGGCGGCGAAUUUCACGGUGUUGACCUACCGAAGCUUGUCAAACGCAGCCCUUACAGCAAAUAUAAAAAUCGUCGAGGAAUGCUGAAGUCAUUGCAAGGUGCUCGGGACCGAAUCCUUGCCUCAAUCAACACUGGCAACAAAGUCAAGAGACGUCUAUCAUCCAUGUCAGAACGACCCGACACCAAGCCAAUGCCUCUAUUCCGCGGAGUUGAUACCAAUGAUGGCCAAAGUGAGGACGAAGAGGAAAACCCUUCGCCAUUCCACAACGAUCUCGCGACACGACAUACUGUGUUUUACAACCCCAAAUCCCGCUGUCGAGAUCUGGUGCUGCUCGUAAUGGUGCCGUGA